UUAUAUUAGUGCAGAACACUGUACCUUUAAUUUAAAUGCCCUUGGAGUCUGCUGGGGAAGAGAAAUAAUACUGUCAGUCAGUAUGACAUGCAGAUGAGUGCCGUCGAUCUUAGAAUCACUGCACACUUCACUCAUUUGGGCAGUCACGGGGCCAAAACCAGAGUGUGGAGCCACAGUGUGGCGGUGGAGGCAGCAGCAAUGGGAGGCCAUACAGCACCCUAUGACAAAAUGGAACCCACCAGCAGUGUCAUGACACACUCUGGACCUGGCAGCAGCAUGAGGAGGCGGUACAGGGGCCCAUGACAGAUUACGGGCCUGGCAGCAGCAUGAGGAGUCGGUACGGGGGCCCAUGGCAGAUUACGGGCCUGGCAGCAGCAUGAGGAGGCGGUACAGGGGCCCAUGGCAGAGGAUGGAUCUGGCAGCAGUAUGAGAAGGCGGUACAGGGGCCCGU
Molecule: messenger RNA, 451 nt
Organism: Staurois parvus
Lineage: Eukaryota; Metazoa; Chordata; Amphibia; Anura; Ranidae
Source: the annotation of a GenBank genome assembly